AUGCCUAACGCAAUCGGAAUUGAUUUAGGUACUACCUACUCCUGUGUUGGUCACUUUGCCAACGACAGAGUUGACAUUAUUGCCAACGAUCAGGGUAACAGAACCACCCCAUCCUAUGUUGCCUUCACAGACACUGAGAGAUUGAUCGGUGAGGCUGCCAAGAAUCAGGCUGCCAUGAACCCUACCAACACAGUUUUCGACGCUAAGAGACUUAUCGGUAGAAAGUUCAGCGAUCCAGAGGUCCAGAGUGAUAUGAAGCACUGGCCAUUCAAGAUUAUCGACUCAGAUGGAAAGCCAAAGAUCCAGGUCGACUACAAGGGUGAGACAAAGGUUCUCACACCAGAGGAGGUUUCAUCCAUGGUUCUCAGCAAGAUGAGAGAGACCGCCGAGGCCUUUUUGGGCAGCAAGGUUAAGGAUGCCGUUGUUACCGUCCCAGCCUACUUCAACGACUCGCAGAGACAGGCAACCAAGGAUGCUGGUACCAUUGCCGGUAUGAACGUGAUGAGAAUCAUCAACGAGCCAACUGCCGCAGCCAUUGCUUACGGUUUGGAUAAGAAGACCGAAGGCGAGAAGAACGUGUUGAUUUUCGACUUGGGUGGAGGUACUUUCGAUGUCUCUCUUUUGUCCAUCGAGGAUGGUAUCUUCGAGGUGAAGGCCACCGCUGGUGACACCCACUUGGGAGGAGAGGAUUUCGAUAACAGAUUGGUUACAUUCUUCUCGAAUGAGUUCAAGAGAAAGUUCCACAAGGACUUGACCGGCAACCAGAGGGCAUUGAGAAGAUUGAGAACUGCCUGUGAGAGAGCCAAGAGAACCUUGUCUUCCUCUGCACAGACUUCGAUCGAGAUCGACUCCUUGUUCGAAGGUAUCGACUUCUACACCUCGAUCACGAGGGCUAGAUUCGAGGAGAUGUGCUCUGAUCUGUUCAGAUCCACCUUGGCACCUGUCGAGAAGGUGUUGCAGGACUCAAAGUUGGACAAGUCACAGAUCGAUGAGAUCGUUCUUGUCGGUGGUUCCACAAGAAUUCCAAAGGUCCAGAAGUUGGUCUCCGACUUCUUCAGCGGAAAAGAGCCAAACAAGUCCAUCAACCCUGAUGAGGCUGUUGCUUACGGUGCCGCCGUUCAGGCCGCCAUCCUUUCCGGUGAUGAAUCAUCCAAGACACAGGACUUGUUGCUUUUGGAUGUCACCCCAUUGUCCCUAGGUAUCGAGACUGCCGGUGGUGUCAUGACCAAGUUGAUCCCAAGAAACUCGACCAUUCCUUGCAAGAAGUCUGAGAUCUUCUCCACUUACUCUGACAACCAACCUGGUGUGUUGAUCCAGGUUUACGAAGGUGAGAGAACUAGAACCAAGGACAACAACUUGUUGGGUAAGUUCGAGUUGACUGGAAUCCCACCAGCUCCAAGGGGUGUUCCUCAGAUCGAGGUUACUUUCGAUAUCGAUGCCAACGGAAUUUUGAAUGUUUCCGCCGUCGAAAAGGGUACUGGUAAGUCGCAGAAGAUCACCAUCACCAACGACAAGGGCAGAUUGUCGAAGGAGGAGAUCGACAAGAUGGUUUCGGAGGCUGAGAAGUUCAAGGCCGACGAUGAUAAGGAGGCCGAGAGGAUCCAGGCCAAGAACCAGUUGGAGUCCUACGCUUACAGCGUGAAGAACACCGCCGACGACAAGAAGUUCACCGAGAAAGUUUCUGAGGACGAGAAGAAGCAGUUGGUUGAUGCCUGUGAAAAGACCAUCAGCUGGCUCGAUGCCAACCAGACUGCUACCAAGGAGGAGUUUGAGAGUGAGCAAAAGAGCUUGGAGUCUACUGUUAACCCAAUCAUGACCAAGUUCUACCAGGCUGGAGGUGCUCCUGGUGCCGCUCCUGGUGCUGCUCCUGGUGCUGGUGCCGCUCCUGGUGCCGGUGCUGCUCCUGGUGGCUUCCCAGGCGCUGGUUCUGCUCCAAAUGCAGGAUCUGAUGGCCCAACCGUUGAGGAGGUCGAUUAA
Brettanomyces bruxellensis is the source of this 1977-nucleotide messenger RNA. RefSeq names its product Hsp70 chaperone (gene SSA2). Gene Ontology annotation, cellular component: nucleus; plasma membrane; cytoplasm. NCBI's taxonomy places the organism in Eukaryota, Fungi, Ascomycota, Pichiomycetes, Pichiales, Pichiaceae. The record is from RefSeq and is a predicted model, not a curated record. Gene Ontology annotation, biological process: vesicle-mediated transport; cellular response to unfolded protein; SRP-dependent cotranslational protein targeting to membrane, translocation. Gene Ontology annotation, molecular function: ATP hydrolysis activity; misfolded protein binding; ATP-dependent protein folding chaperone. The transcript has a single exon. The coding region runs from base 1 to 1977 and encodes 658 amino acids.